GUGCAUCCCUCCCUCUCUCUCUCUGUUUGCGCUCUGUCCGCAGUCAGAGGCAUCUGGAAUCAGUGCGGACCAGAAUACCUCUCCCUUUUCAUUAUUAAUACGAUACAAACAGAGCAGUCAGUGAUACAGCUGCUCACUGCUGAAAGAUCCACGGAGAGGUUCAACUUUUUCUCCCAGCACCAAGUGGAAGAAAACUCUGCACUGGAACUGGGAUCCUUGGUAGUAUUGGCUCUCAAAGGGAAAAACUACUCUCUUUUUUUCUACAGUGAUUUUAUAAUGAAAUUUCAGCAGCUAUAGUCAAGAUUAAAUAACCGGAUACCUCAGGAGAUCCAGAAUAACAGGUUAUCCUCACCGUCCGUGCAGGAACAUUAUGGAAAUAUUGGAGUGAUUUCUGUUCCUCGGGGCGGAGGGGGGUUCGCUGCUGCUGCUGCUGCUGCUGCUGCUGCUGCUGCUGCGGGGCAGUGUUAUUUUCCCACACGGACCAGGGCUGAUCCGAGGGCAGAGGGGAGCUAAAUGCGGCUGACUGGCGACCCUGCACCGGGAACCAUGAACAGCAGCGGGUCUGGCAACUUUCUGCUGGUCCCCAUACCGGAGUAUCCCCUGCUGGACUGUGUGCCCAACAAGACGGUGAAGAUCGUGGUGCUGGGGGCGAGCAACGUCGGGAAAACCGCUCUGAUUGUCAGGUUUCUGACCAAGAGGUUCAUCGGGGAUUAUGAAGCAAACACCGGAGCGCUCUACUCCCGAAAGGUCACGCUGGAUGGGGAGGAAGUGUCGCUUCAGAUCCAGGAUACUCCCUGCGUCGCUCUCCAGGAUGAUGCUGAGGGCCUGUACUGCCAGGAGCAGAUCAACAGGUCGAUCUACUGGGCGGACGGUUACGUGCUGGUUUUCUCCAUCACUGACCACAACAGCUACCGAACCAUCCAGCCGCUCUACCAACACGUCAGACGCAUACACCCCUCUGGAAACAUUCCUGUUAUACUGGUUGGCAACAAGAGCGACCUGCUCCGCGCCCGACAAGUGCCUGCAGACGAAGGCGAGACGUUAGCGGCUUCGUUAGGGGGAGUUUACUUUGAGGCCUCGGCCAGAGAGAACCACGAAGGAGUCCACGCUGCCUUCCUACAUCUCUGUCAGGAGGUGAUCCGAGCACUGGGAGGAGGUAACGGGGAGAAAAGGAGAGGAGGCCUCCACCUGGCCAGACCCAAAUCUCCCAACAUGCAGGAGCUGAAGAGGAGGUUCAGGCAGGUCCUCUCCUCCAAGGUCAAGUCAUCCACGACUCUCUGAUCACAGGACGGAUCAGGCAGGCGCAGGGCAAGGAUAAAGAGCUUCCUUGGAAAAAUAAAAGUUGUGGAUUUUUCUAUCAUGGAAGGAAGUAGUCAUCCUCGGAUGAAUGGAUGAAGAUAAAGACCAAAUGGAGCUUUCUGGCAGCUGAGCUCUUCUCUGUGUUUUGGACGAGAGUCAACACGAUCAACGCGACCUCUUCCCAGGCUCGAGUACCGCUGAGGAUGCUGCUCAAAGCGGACACGGUCAAAGACUGCUAAACAAACAGCAUGUGUUGUGUCAGGAACUUGGCAUGUUUACCAUGAUGGAUAUUGAAUGUGUCCGCAAACAUCAUUGUGAACCUCUCAACAUAUUAGGAGCCCAAUCCUUGAAACACUGACACCAUUCAUGUCUCAGUUUUCUUGAGGCUGGAAAAUCACUCUCAGUGAAUUUAAUGCAUUAAAAUCAAUAAAGAAUUAUUGAUUUCACCCUGUCAGACAAAGAAAAAGCAGAUGUCGCUUGUCAUGUAAUGUGGAGUCUCUUAUUUCAGGCUCAACAUUUCACUUUUUCAUUUAUGUUGGUUUUAAUUUAGCUUUAGUCUUUUUAACUAGAUGAUGAGUUCAUU
Seriola dumerili (greater amberjack) is the source of this 1882-nucleotide messenger RNA. It is a transcript of the gene rasl11a, whose product is annotated as RAS like family 11 member A. The transcript has 8 exons. Gene Ontology annotation, molecular function: GTP binding; GTPase activity. NCBI's taxonomy places the organism in Eukaryota, Metazoa, Chordata, Actinopteri, Carangiformes, Carangidae. The record is from RefSeq and is a predicted model, not a curated record. Bases 514 to 1281 code for a protein of 255 amino acids.